Molecule: messenger RNA, 1786 nt
Organism: Phlebotomus papatasi
Lineage: Eukaryota; Metazoa; Arthropoda; Insecta; Diptera; Psychodidae
Product: probable cytochrome P450 4ac1
Exons: 3
Coding region: 63-1580 (505 amino acids)
Molecular function (GO): heme binding; oxidoreductase activity, acting on paired donors, with incorporation or reduction of molecular oxygen; iron ion binding
Source: RefSeq, a predicted model, not a curated record
GACUGUGAUCAUUAUUCGUGAUCGCAGUUCUGUCGCGACUGUCGUUCGAUCGAAGGUGGAAAAUGUUGACGCUUCUGCUGGUGAUUCUUCUGGUUACAAUCUUCAUUGAGAUCUACUUCAGAACACGGCCUGUCUACGUGAACAUUGCCCGAAAGAUCGAUGGCCCACCUGUGCUGUUCUUCCUUCAGGCGAUUAAAUUUCUCGCCAGUCUCUCCCUGGAGAGCACCUUCAGUCAUCUCCGGGAUUAUGCUCAGACCUUCCAAAAAACCUACAGAUUCUACGCCUUUGGACGACUUUCAAUCAAUGUGAUUCGUGCCAAAGAAGUUGAGAUUUACCUCUCGGCCAACAGGCACAUGGACAAGGGUCAGUUUUACAAGUUUUUUUCAGCUUUCCUGGGUGAAGGAUUGCUGAUCAGUAAGGGUGAUAAGUGGGCUCAGCGCAGGAAGAUUCUAACUCCUGCCUUCCACUUUAACAUCUUGCAGCAGUUUCUUAGAGUUUUCCACGAAGAAAGUGCUAAACUUGUCACCCUCUUGGAUUAUGGUAUUGAGAAAAAUGGUCAGGAUGUUGUGAAUCUUCCUCCUAUAACUUCAAGAUUUACACUCAACACAAUCUGCGAGACUUCAAUGGGAGUCAAGUUGGAUUCAAUGGAAGAACCUGAUGAGUAUCGCAAAAAUAUUUAUUCAAUUGGAAAGCUUCUUAUAUCAAGAAUUCUCAAACCGUGGAUUUAUCUGGAUCUACCCUACAAAUUGUUGGGAUACAAAAGAGAAAUGAAUCGACCGCUGAUUCCCAUCCAUAGUUUUACCAGGAAGAUUAUCAGGCAGCGUCGGGAGAGAUUUCACGAAGAGGGAGCAGUUGACUUUGCUCAUGGUGAUCGAGAGAAUGUCUAUGAGACCAAGAAGCGCAGGUAUGCCAUGCUGGACACACUCCUAGCAGCUGAAGCUGAUGGUUUGAUCGAUGCUGAAGGAAUCCGGGAAGAAGUGGAUACAUUUAUGUUUGAAGGACAUGACACCACAUCUUCAGCAUUGACUUUUAUAUUCCUGCUUUUGGCACAUCAUCCUGAUGUCCAGGAGAAAGUUUUUGAGGAAAUAAAAAACUUAGUGGAAGCAAAUCCUGGGCAAUCCCUCUCAAUGGCUCAAUUGAGUGAAUUGUCCUAUACUGAUCGAGUUAUCAAAGAAUGUCUAAGACUUUAUCCUCCUGUCCCAAUCAUUUCCCGGGAAACCAGUGAAGAGUUCAUUCUAUUUGGCUGCAAGAUUCCCAUCAAGACAAUGAGUCAUAUCCACAUCUUCGACCUCCACCGUGAUCCUGAUCAAUUUCCCGAUCCUGAAACCUUUGAUCCAGACAGGUUCUUGCCGGAAAACAUCGAGAAGAGGCAUCCCUUCGCCUAUGUCCCCUUCAGUGCUGGCCCGAGAAAUUGCAUUGGGCAGAAAUUCGCGCUGCUGGAGAUCAAAGCUCUUCUCAAGCAUAUUCUCUUGCACUUCCGGUUAACUCCAAUCACCAAGCGAGAGGAUAUUGUCUUCAUAGCUGAUCUCGUGCUUCGCAGUCGUGAUCCUGUUCGUGUAAAAUUCCAUAGAAGAAGGUGAAGUAGAAGAAUCUCAAGAUCGAGACUCCAGAAAGUAUUGAGUUAGGUGUUUUUAAAUAAAUGACAAUUUGACUCUAAAAUAUUUCAGUAAAAAAUUGUGAAAAAUCCUUCAUUGUGUAAUGCAAAUCCACCAUGAUUUUUGGUAAUAUAUUUUUAUAAUUUUAAUCACUUUUUCUAGGUACAAUAAAGAAAUUUGGUCCAAUUGCA